AUGCAGACGAUCUGGCAUCACGAGGCCUCAUUCGAAAUAGAGGAUACAGGAGUUUCUGAGUCCAGGCCCAUGCGCUUAACGGAAUUCAAGAUGAUCUCCGAAUCACCAGAGGAAACCUUUUUCCUCCUGGAGGAGUGGUUGGUGGAAGCGGGAAAGGGCGAUGAGGAGGCUGAGGAGUGGGCGGCCAAUCCAUCGAGUCUUGGGGCCGCCGUUUCAUGCUGCCUAGCUAACCUAGCCGCCUUGACGGUUUUUGACUUUUCGAUAUCCAGCCCACCGAAUUCGGGCCAGUCUCUUGCAGGUUGUUGA
Messenger RNA from Protopolystoma xenopodis, 306 nucleotides. The record is from the annotation of a GenBank genome assembly. NCBI's taxonomy places the organism in Eukaryota, Metazoa, Platyhelminthes, Monogenea, Polystomatidea, Polystomatidae.